Messenger RNA from Cynoglossus semilaevis (tongue sole), 1255 nucleotides. RefSeq lists its product as uncharacterized. The coding region runs from base 84 to 1025 and encodes 313 amino acids. The transcript is spliced from 5 exons. The record is from RefSeq and is a predicted model, not a curated record. Lineage: Eukaryota; Metazoa; Chordata; Actinopteri; Pleuronectiformes; Cynoglossidae.
UGGGCAGAAUCCCUCAUGACUCUGCUGUGUUGGAGUUAGUCGACACAGCAUUCCUCAGCAUUCCAGAGAACAGUCUGACAAAGAUGGAAAAAAGACUCAACACCAGAAAGGUUGCUGAGCGUUACAAGACAGGACAACAUCUGAAUAUAGAAGAACUGAAGGAGAACUGUCGACAUCUGGACAACAGAUACCUCGACAAAGACAACAUCCCGGACUACCCCCGCCCAGAGUUCCAUGUGUCUCAUCUGAAACACGACACAGCAUCUUCUGGACUGGAAGGUAUCUACCGGGACGGUGGUUUUCGGGGCAACGACUCCCUCCUCUGGUGGAGUCUGGCCGUGAAGCCUGAAGACAUAACAGCGGCCGAGGCCAGGUUCCUGGAGAAAACCUUCCCAGAUCGCACGGAGGAGCAGGUGAAGAAUCAAGAAAGUUUCCUGGGGAGGUUCGCCACCUCGCCGGCCUUUUCAGAGAAAUCCAGGAUGGGUUCGUACCGGUUCACCUUGUCUUUGGAGCAGAUUCUGGAGGCCUACAGUCAACAGUUUUGCGCCGGGGCUCAGCCGGUCCUGCAGGUGUACGAAACCGUCCUGUAUAAACAGGAAGUGAUGUACGUUGUGCUGGUGGGCACCAAAGCAGAUCCGAGGUACCCCUCGCUGGGCAACAAUCCAAACGCCGUCUGUGCCUACGAUGACGGACGGUUCAUCUGGAGAUCGCAGGCCAUGUGUGAAACACAUCGGUUGGAGAUGAACCUGAUACCAGGUGAAAAACGGAUCAAGGUAGAACUGUGGCCCUACAAUCAUCAGUUCUACGUCUGGGAUCAUUUUGCUGUCGCCAUGCGUAUCAACCCUGGGCAGGUUCUGAAAUUUGACAGAGACGAGCUGAGAAGGAACCUCACGUACUGUGAACUAGGAGAUCUUAAACUCACGUUAGAAGAGAUGCCUGAUUUUGCAGAAGCUCAAGAACACGUUAACACUUUGUGGCCAGACGUUUCUGCACCACUGGAAAAGGAAGUGCCGUUGUUGCCUUGACACGUGACCGUUUGUUUCCGUGUUUUAUUUCAUUUAUUCUUACGUCUAUAAACAGUCUUUAUCCUGAAGGGUCAGGAGGAGGUGACGGUUUUUAAAAAAGGUUUUUAAUGUAUGUGGUCUAUAUAGACCUGCUGACGGUCAGUGGUUCAAACCCGGCUGGCCCUGUAAUCUGAAGGAAGGAGAUUGUAAUUGACAAUAUAAACAAAGACAAUAAAACAGUAAUAACAACA